UUUAAAUUCUGCAACUAUUUUGUGUUACAAUUACGAUUGGUUUGUUUGUAAAAGAUAUUGAAUUAAUUUUUUGGAAUUAAUUACAGAGAUUACAUGUUAAAAAUAAUUAUAUGAGGAAUAAUAUAAAGAAAAAACCCAGUCUCUGGCGCAGAAAGGUUGUUUUAGUAUCUUUCGCCUCAUUUGUUGAUAUAUAUUUUUGUUGAUUAUGUCGGAGGAGUAUUUUAACCGAAAAUUUGAAAAAAUCGAUUUGAUAGAACCAACUACCGGUAAACUAUUUUUUGAACACAAAUCUGAGCUGAUUUUUUGUAAACCUCAAUUAAUGCCUAUUAAAUCGCAAGCGCUGGAACGCUUGGAGAGCAUGCAAUUUGAAUCUGCAAAAGAGUUGCAAAAGAAAAUUUUAGAAACAAAUGUUGUGGAUUCAAAAAACUCAACAUCCUAAAAAUAUAGCAACUGUUAAU
Teleopsis dalmanni is the source of this 458-nucleotide messenger RNA. It is a transcript of the gene BBIP1, whose product is annotated as BBSome-interacting protein 1. Lineage: Eukaryota; Metazoa; Arthropoda; Insecta; Diptera; Diopsidae. Gene Ontology annotation, cellular component: BBSome. The record is from RefSeq and is a predicted model, not a curated record. Gene Ontology annotation, biological process: receptor localization to non-motile cilium; cilium assembly. The transcript has a single exon. The coding region runs from base 206 to 439 and encodes 77 amino acids.